Schistocerca piceifrons (Central American locust) is the source of this 1116-nucleotide messenger RNA. RefSeq names its product speckle-type POZ protein-like. The record is from RefSeq and is a predicted model, not a curated record. Lineage: Eukaryota; Metazoa; Arthropoda; Insecta; Orthoptera; Acrididae. The transcript is spliced from 3 exons. Gene Ontology annotation, molecular function: ubiquitin protein ligase binding. Gene Ontology annotation, biological process: regulation of proteolysis; proteasome-mediated ubiquitin-dependent protein catabolic process. The coding region runs from base 146 to 1096 and encodes 316 amino acids. Gene Ontology annotation, cellular component: nucleus; cytoplasm.
CUGACUGCGUGCCACAGCCCAGGCGUCUGUCGCAUUUGUAGCGAGUCGUGCACAGUGUGACGUUCUGCGUUGGGAUUUCGUGCUGCUGUUUCUGCGCCGAGAAUUUCUUCUGCUACACCCACACCCUUAAUAAGGACCACCCACCAUGUCGGCAGUUCCGGAGGUUCAGAACACCACAACCGAGGCCCUGGCCGCCCUGCUAGACGGGGGUGAAGGCUCCCUGGUGACGCUGGUGGCGGGCGAGACGAGGGUGGCGGCUCACAGGGCCGUGUUGGCGGCCGCGAGCCCCGUGUUCGCAGCGAUGUUCGCGCACGACAUGCUGGAGGCCAGCUGCGGCCAGGUGAGCGUCGACGACGUGGAGGGCCCGGUGCUGAGGCUCCUGGUCGCCUACACGUAUACCCUGCAGGCCCCCCAGCUGCCCGACACGGCCGCCCAGCUGCUCUCGGCGGCCGACAAAUACGGCUUGUCGGCCCUGAAGGCUGCCUGCGAGCGGCAGCUGAUCUCUCAGUUGGCCGUCGAGACCGCAGCGGCGACGGCCGUCAGGGCAGUGAGGCACUCGUGCCCGGACGCCACCAGGGCUGCCGUCGCCUUCAUAAAGGACCACCUGCAGGUGAUGGCCACGCGGGGCUGGGUGGACGCUGUGCUCGAGUAUCCACAAGAAGUCAACGAAGUCAUCCGUCAACUCCGUGAGCCACCAGCAGAAGCCAGGAGCCUUUCUGAUGAAGAGCGAGGCAGGAGGCUGAUGAGGGCGGCUGAGGAGGGGGCGGUGAAGGAGGUGCGGGCGUUGCUCGCGGCUGGGGCGGACGUGGGGGCGAGGGACGGGGGCGGGUGGACCGCUCUGCACUGCGCUGCACUGAGAGGCCACGCGGCUGUGGUGCGGCUGCUGCUCUCUGCGGCGUCCGACCCCAACGCCAGGACUCAGGGGGGGCUGACGCCGCUGCACUGGGCGGCAUACAAUGGCAACACAGAAGCGGCGGCUGCGUUGCUGCAGGCCGGAGCCGACAGGGGGGUGAGGGCUGAUGACGGGGACACCGCCCUGGACUUAGCCAGGCAGCGAAACCGGCAGCAGCUCGUCAAGAUGCUAACACAGCAUUAAUACGUGCCAGUAGUACUUCA